AUGGCGAAACCCUCGCCAUUCCUUCAGCCCGGCCCUAGAACGUCAGCCAACUCCAUCGCAAUCGUCCAGCUCUCUCGCGACAACCUCGUUCCUCUCAUCCUCCAAGAUUCUACCGGUGCGGUCGACGGCUAUGCCGAAGGAGCGGUCCUCAACACACGAUUCGGCUCAUUUCCCCACUCCACUCUGAUCAACGUACCAUGGGGAUCGCAAAUUCGUGCCUCGAUUGUUGACACUGGCUCCAGAGAAUCCAGCGCUCCGGUUAAGAAGGCGGCUACCGCCGCGAGCGGCUUCGUGCACAUUCUUCAGCCUACCGCCGAACUCUGGACCGCGGGCCUGCCGCAUCGAACACAAGUCGUCUACACCCCCGACUACAGUUACGUCCUUCAGCGCAUACGAGCGAGACCCGGUACCCAUAUUAUCGAAGCUGGCGCAGGUAGUGGUAGUUUCACUCACGCUUCGGCGCGUGCGGUUUACAGCGGAUAUCCGGAAGAUGAGUAUCAACGAAAGGGCAAGGUCUUCAGCUUCGAAUUCAACAAGGACCGAUAUGUGAAGAUGCAAGAAGAGAUCACUGCGCAUGGGCUGGAAGGCAUCGUGAAGCUUUCGCAUCGAGAUGUUUACAACGGCGGUUUCCUGGUGGACGGCAAAAGCCCCGAGGCAGAGUCGGUGUUCCUCGAUCUACCCGCGCCCUGGGAGGCCCUCCCCCACCUGUCACGACGAAAGCCAGCGACAAAGGACACGGAAGGCGAGACACAAGAAUGGAUUUCUCCGCUUAAUCCCAAGAAGUCGGUCUACAUCUGCACCUUCUCUCCCUGCAUCGAGCAGGUACAAAGAACGAUCAAUACAAUGAGACAAUUGGGAUGGGUGGACAUUGACAUGAUUGAGAUCUCGCACAAGAAAUUCAAUGUCAUCCGGGACCGUGCUGGGUACAGCCAGCCCGAUCGCGGUAUCGCGGCGAGCGCACGCGACGUGGGCGAGGCAGUCGGCAAGCUUCGCGAGAUCGAGAGAAGAACGAGAGAGUACCAUAACCCGGCAGACCCCAACUCGGCGGACGACUCACCGGCGGGCAAUGCCAUGGACGUGGAUCCAGCGGGAGAAACUACAAAUGGCGAUGAAGAAGAGGGACCCUUCGCAGGCAAGCCGUGGUUGCAGGGUCGCAUUAUCCACCGCGCGGAGCCGGAGCUGAAGACGCAUACCUCGUACCUUGUUUUCGCUGUGCUGCCGCGCGAGUGGAGCGAGGAGGACGAGGCCGCCGUGCUUGCAAAGUGGCCGUGUGGCUCAGAGACUGGUGUUAUUGGAGCCAAGGACAAGGAGACGCGCAAGCAGGAGAAGCGCGACCUCCUCGCAGGCAAGGGGAAGAGAAAGAAGGGCAAGUCUGGGAAGGCUUAG
Colletotrichum scovillei is the source of this 1386-nucleotide messenger RNA. RefSeq names its product tRNA methyltransferase complex GCD14 subunit. NCBI's taxonomy places the organism in Eukaryota, Fungi, Ascomycota, Sordariomycetes, Glomerellales, Glomerellaceae. Gene Ontology annotation, biological process: tRNA methylation. Gene Ontology annotation, cellular component: tRNA (m1A) methyltransferase complex; nucleus. The transcript has 2 exons. The record is from RefSeq and is a predicted model, not a curated record. The coding region runs from base 1 to 1386 and encodes 461 amino acids.